Polychytrium aggregatum is the source of this 832-nucleotide messenger RNA. RefSeq names its product dephospho-CoA kinase domain-containing protein-like protein. Bases 24 to 722 code for a protein of 232 amino acids. Gene Ontology annotation, molecular function: dephospho-CoA kinase activity; ATP binding. Gene Ontology annotation, biological process: coenzyme A biosynthetic process. NCBI's taxonomy places the organism in Eukaryota, Fungi, Chytridiomycota, Chytridiomycetes, Polychytriales. The record is from RefSeq and is a predicted model, not a curated record. The transcript is spliced from 2 exons.
CUCAUCCAACCCGCAUCGCAACCAUGCUGCUGCUCGGGCUGACGGGCGGAAUCGCAUCGGGCAAGUCGACCGUCUCGGGCUUCCUCACUGCGCAAGGCGGCGUGGCCAUCAUCGACGCCGACAAGAUCGCCCGCGAUGUCGUCGUCAAGGGCCGGCCGGCGUACCGGGAGAUUGUCCGCAUCUUUGGAAGUUCCAUCCUCACCCCCGAGGGCGAGAUUGACCGCGAGAAGCUUGGGGCCAUCAUCUUUGGAAACGACAGCGCCCGCAAGCUCCUGAACGGCGCCACCCAUCCACACAUCCGUCUCGAGAUGCUUCGCCAGACGCUGUGGUCGUUCCUGUGUCUCAAGUCGGUCGCGAUCCUGGAUACCCCGCUGCUGUUUGAGAGCCACCUGGACCGAUAUGUCCACUGCGUCAUCGUGGCCUACUGCCCAGUGCAGACUCAGAAGACACGGCUCAUGGCCCGCAACAGCUUGGACUCGGAGGCCGCCGAGCGACGGAUUGCCUCGCAAAUGUCGAUCGAGAUCAAGCGCGAAAGGGCCGGCAUCGUCAUCGACAACUCGGGCUCGCUCGACGACACCCGCCACCAGGUCGAGGCUCUGUUGAUCAAGCACCGCCCGUCGACCUUUUUCAAUAUCUUCUGGUGGAUCGUGCUGCUGAAGCCGGCCCUGGUCUCCUACAUUGGCGUCGUCUCGUGGCAGACCAUCCGCUCGCUCUUCAGAUAGCCGGGCACUCUUUUUCUUCCCAACCUCUAAUGAGCAAAAUGGACUCGCGAGAGACUCUGACAAGCAUCGCACCGCCGUCAGCUGAAAUAUAAUGUAUCUUUGAAGCAGAA